GCGGCCAUCCCACCCCCUUGAAGCCGGAAGUGGAGGUGUAAGAGGGGAUAGAGGUGAAGCCCUGAGUGUGGGAUUGGCUGGGAAGCUAUGGUCAGGCCUAAUCAACCAGGAAGCAGCAGGGAUGAACAUGUGAAAAUCACAAAUCAGAGGAAGCAGGGAUUCCUGGAACGUCUUGGAGAGACGACAGGGGGAAUGCUGGUGGGAGUGCUCAUCUUUAUCUUCUCGUUCUACCUCCUCUUCACUAAUGAGGGAAGAUGUGUCAGAACUCAGAACUCCCUGAAUGAGGGUCUUUCUCUGGUGGUGUCCUUGAGUGAUGUCUUUACUCCUUUACCUCAAAAUGAUGGGAAACUUGUGCAUCUGACUGGCUCGCUGAUGACACUGCAGCCACUUUAUGACCCAAACUAUGGGAUCUCUCUCCAUGUGGUGAAGUUGCAGCGUCGUGUGGAAAUGUACCAGUGGGUGGAAUAUGGCGAUUCCAGGGACUAUGAAGAAGAUGGUGAGAAGAAGAUUGAGACAAGGUAUUCCUACAAUACGGAGUGGAAACCAGAGGUCGUCAACAGCAGAAGCUUUGACCGUGAAAUUGGGCACAAGAACCCAAGCUCAAUGCCAGUGGAAUCGUUCACAGCUGUGGCCUCAGAUGUCAAUGUCGGCAAUUUUCACUUCUCGAAAGGACUAAUCGACAAGGUCAACACGUUUAAGAGGAUCCAGCUGGCCAAGUUUGAAGGCCCUCACAGUGACAUUGUGGUUUAUGAUGAUUACUUUUACCACAGCAACAACCCCAGGCACCCAGAGGUCGGUGAUCUUCGUGUUUCCUUCUAUUACGCAGGGCUCAGCGGAGAGUGGUCCUUCAUGGGCCGACCGGAUGUGGUGACUGUUGUGGCACGUCAGCGGGGGGACCAGCUGCUACCGUACCAGACACAAUCGGGGAACGUUCUGGAACUGCUGUAUGAGGAGUCACUGUCGGCGACGGAGGUUUUUGAAAGGGAGCACGCUGCGAAUUCGAUGCUGACCUGGGGAUUACGGUUUGCUGGUUGGAUGCUGAUGUUCCUCGGCAUGAAGCUCAUGACAAAGAUUUUCCACACAAUCGUGGACUGGGUCCCAAUCAUCCGGGACUUGGUCAGCCUGGGCCUGACUGUUUUUGCUGGGUGUGUAGCCACGUCGUUGACACUGCUGACCGUAGCCCUGGGCUGGCUCUUCUACCGCCCCCUGGUGGCCCUGCUCCUGGGCUGCUUCUCUCUUGUGCCCAUCCUGAUUGUGAAGUCCCGUGACCGCCCAAAGAUGCUCUGAGCUUCGAGGAAAAGCAGACAUUGGUGUGUGCCCUCUUUACUUCCUUUCUCAACUGGGGCUGCCAAACAGCUGUCUUCAAAAAAAACGUAAACCCCUGUUAUUGUUCACAUCACUCCCUGUACCUACAACAAUCCUGAGACACAAAUGGGUUAUCUAUAAUGUUCUCCUUUGGCCUGUUUUCUGCAGCUUGUCCUGGUCACUAUCGUUGAGCUCCUCCUGCAGUAGUCACGCUCAGAUUGCCUGAUUCUGGGGUUUGCAUUUGUACUUGUCACUGGCCCAGAGUAAAAUUGUUUGUUGUUAAAAUUUGAGACAACGUGCGUUUGCAAUAAUCUAUCAGCAUGAGACUGUGCUCAGUUUGCGUCUCUGCCAAUGUGCAGUCUGAUAAGGUUCUAGUUUGUGUUUGAAGGGUUUGAUGAAAUGGAACUUUUGUUACAAACAAAUAUAUUUUUGAAAUAAAACACCACCAAGUUGCAUUGA
Hemiscyllium ocellatum (epaulette shark) is the source of this 1764-nucleotide messenger RNA. RefSeq names its product transmembrane protein 43-like. Gene Ontology annotation, cellular component: nuclear inner membrane. The transcript is spliced from 12 exons. Lineage: Eukaryota; Metazoa; Chordata; Chondrichthyes; Orectolobiformes; Hemiscylliidae. The coding region runs from base 88 to 1287 and encodes 399 amino acids. The record is from RefSeq and is a predicted model, not a curated record. Gene Ontology annotation, biological process: nuclear membrane organization.